Messenger RNA from Glarea lozoyensis ATCC 20868, 789 nucleotides. RefSeq lists its product as uncharacterized. The record is from RefSeq and is a predicted model, not a curated record. Lineage: Eukaryota; Fungi; Ascomycota; Leotiomycetes; Helotiales; Helotiaceae. The coding region runs from base 1 to 789 and encodes 262 amino acids. Gene Ontology annotation, cellular component: membrane; cytoplasm. The transcript has 3 exons.
AUGUCGGUAAAAUUCGAGAAAGAAACAAUCAAGCAGACUGGCGGCACCAUUCCAGACGUAUCUUUGAGCCAGACCCUCAAAGAAGGAGCUUCAACCUUGAAAGAUGGCAAACAUGGCUUGGUACACAAUGCGGGGGUGCUGGUGACCGGUGGGAAGGAGAUGGAGGGGACUAAGGGCUACUUGGCGGCGUACUUGAAGCAGCUUCAGACGAAUCCUCUCCGCACGAAGAUGUUGACCUCGGGGACGUUGUCCGCAUUGCAAGAGAUCCUGGCUUCGUGGAUCGCAAAGGACCGCAACAAGAAUGGCCAUUACUUUACUGCUCGAGUACCUAAAAUGGCUGCUUAUGGAGCUUUCAUCAGUGCGCCAUUGGGUCACGUAUUGAUCAGUAUCCUCCAGAAGCUCUUUAAAGGUCGGACAAGUUUGAAGGCCAAGAUUCUUCAGAUCUUAGUUAGCAAUUUGAUUAUUGCGCCAAUCCAGAACAGUGUUUAUCUCGUCUCGAUGGCAAUCAUCGCCGGCGCUAAGACGGUGCAUCAAGUCCAUGCAACAUGGAAAGCUGGUUUCAUGCCUGUCAUGAAGGUCAGCUGGAUUUCGUCUCCAUUGGCUCUAGCCUUUGCGCAGAAAUUCCUACCGGAACACACCUGGGUUCCAUUUUUCAACAUCAUUGCAUUCUUCAUCGGCACCUACGUCAAUUCGGUAACGAAGAAGAAGCGUCUUGCAGCUCUCCGCAAGAGAUAUCAGGACGAGAGAGGUUCGAGACCCGACGACUACCCAGGACAACCAAAAUACUAG